AUGCAUCGCACAUUGUCGUAUUCGUGCACACUUGCAAACCUGCAAGAACAGUUGACGAAGUUCUGGGAGAUAGAAACCUGUCGUUCCAGUAGUAGUCAAUCGGUAGAGGAGACGGCGUGUGAAGCAUUCUUCGAUCAAACAACCACUCGUGAUGAUGCAGGCAGAUUUAUCGUCGCACUUCAAAAGCGUGAAUUCAUCAUCAAUCAGCUCGGCGAGUCCAGAAACAUAGCGACAAGGAGAUUUUUGAGCUUAGAGAGGCGGUUCCAGUUGAAUCCCGAGUUGAAGACAGCGUACGCAGAUUUCAUCCACGAGUACGAGCGACUUGGUCAUAUGGUGCAAUUUCCAGACGUCGAAGAGCAGUUUCCCGUGUACUAUCUUCAUUCCAAACUGGACAGUACAACAACGAAACUACGUGUCGUUUUCAACGCGUCGUGUAAGACCAGCAGCGGUGUAUCUCUCAACGAGACACUAAUGGUUGGACCUGCAGUUCAGGAGGACUUGAUCGCCAUCACACUCCGAUUCCGUUUGUUCCGCAUUGCCAUUGUAGCGGAUGUGGAAAAAAUGCAUCGGAUGAUACUCAUCUAUCUACUCGUAUACCGAGAUUUCCCUGGCGACUGGCAGAAGAAGGAGCUCUCGCUUAUUCUCGUGCGGCUAAGGUGUUGA
Molecule: messenger RNA, 663 nt
Organism: Ochlerotatus camptorhynchus
Lineage: Eukaryota; Metazoa; Arthropoda; Insecta; Diptera; Culicidae
Exons: 1
Coding region: 1-663 (220 amino acids)
Source: RefSeq, a predicted model, not a curated record